Molecule: messenger RNA, 942 nt
Organism: Zophobas morio
Lineage: Eukaryota; Metazoa; Arthropoda; Insecta; Coleoptera; Tenebrionidae
Product: UPF0193 protein EVG1 homolog
Exons: 3
Coding region: 262-876 (204 amino acids)
Source: RefSeq, a predicted model, not a curated record
UUUCUAAAAUAUAGUGGUGGGGAGAAAAUCAAUAUAGGUUCCGGGUUUUAGCGCCAAAAUCAAAGGUGUACUUGCUAAGUAUCAAAUUGCACGAAUCAAUCCUCAUUGCCACUGGUUAAAGCGUUUAAGGUGGCGCGUUAUUAUUACCAGAACAACUAGAAUUGAUUCAACACACACCCAUGGCAACGUUUUUGAAUGGACAGACGUUGUGUAGUGUCACUGAAGAAUUUAAUUUUGACACUUUAAAAUUAUUAAUGAAAAAUGGAAUGGCCCAGCAAAAAUAUUUCCCACGGUGGAAUUUUGCACCCCGCAAAAACAACAUACAGUCCAGAAACGCAUCAGCUUUUACGAGUACUCAUGGAAGAGUCCAAAAUGUCGAUGCAGCAACGUAAAAAAAUGAACUACUACCUUCGAAAUGGUGAACCGUUACCACUUCCAACUUCAAGGAGUUCUGGACAGGUAUCAUCAAGAAAAAAAUUACCACUCGUUGUGAUUCGCCCUGGUAGUUCUAAGCGUCGUUCUCGUGACAUGAUUCUUAAAUCGGGGGCCUACGAAAGAGAGAAGUACAUUCCUCGCGAACCACCAGUUGACAGGGAAAAAGAAAAAAGUAAACUGCAAAAUAAAAUGGCGUUUGGCAAAGAGGUGAAACCCAAAUCUAAACCGAAAAUUGAAAAAAUGGUGGAGAAAAAUGAAGUUGAAGUAAAUAGGUUUGAUGAACUUGUUAAUGAGAUUAAAGAGAGAGAAGAGUGGCUUCGACAAAUGGAAAAGCUAGGCGAAGGAAAGAAACAUCAGUUUGUUAUUCAACAACAAAUUCAAGCUAGAAUUCGAGAAAUGCAACAAUUAAAGCUUGCCGAUUCUAAAAAUAAAGAACCGUAAUUUUAACGAGCGUGAAUAGUUUCUACAUUUUUAUGAAACUUAUUUUAGUAAAGUAUUUAGAUUGAG